AUGUUCACCCUGUCAGAACUGUCCUCCCUGAACGAGCGGCAGAUGAGCUACAGGCUGCUGAAGCCGUGGUGGGAGGUUUUCAUGGACUACCUCGUGGUGCUCAUGCUCAUGGUGUCCGUGCUGGCCGGCACACUCCUGCUGUCCCGGGACGGGGUGGUGUGUCUCCCCUCCGACCCGCUGGACGACGUACGCGUGCCGAACCCUCUCCGAAUAUCUCCUACCUCCCAAACACCUCCCAAGCCUUCAGCCUCCCCGACAGGUCGGCGCACACACCUGGACUACCAGCAAUAUGUGUACAUCAGCCAGGUGUGCUAUCACGAAGCUCUGCCGUGGUACUCCCGCUUCUUCCCCUAUGUGGCACUGCUGCACUCCCUGGUCCUGAUGGCCAGCGGCUGCUUCUGGUUCCACUUCCCGCGCACAUCUGCUCGCAUCGAGCACUUUGUCGUCAUCCUGGGCAAGUGUGCCGAGUCUCCUUGGACAUCGCGCGCCCUCUCGCUCACUGCCCAGAUGGACAGCACCCCGAGCCGGUCGGAGGAGCCCGUUCAGCUGCCCUCUGCCUCAAGGUCCCCCUCCUUGGGCGGACGCUCAAGUCGGGAUUCGGGCACGGACAGCCCUGCGAUGUCCCCGUGCCUGAACGCUCGCUCCGGCUGCCCGUCGGCUGCCGCUCCCCCCUCUCCCUGCCCCUCCACGCUCUCCUGCUCUUCCUCCGUGUCUUUGUUGUCCUUCUCCCCUCCCCGCUCGACACCCGAAAGCACCAAACCUCCCGGUGAUGCCGCGGAGACGGCGAGGUUGGAUCGCAGCGACAGGGAGCAGGCCAGGGCGCUGUUUGAAAGAGUGCGCAGAUUCCGCGCCCACUGCGAGGCCUCCGACGUCAUCUACAAGGUGUACGUGGGUCAGACGGUGUUCAAGGCGUUGAAGACUGCGCUGAUCAUGAGCUACACGGCACCGCUGCUGGGCUCCAUCUCCUUCAGCCACACCUGCGAGCCGCAAGCGCGUGCUCUCACGGGCUACAGCUCCUUCGAGUGUACCCACAGCCUGGCCUCAGUGCUUCACAAGCUGCUGUUGGCCUACGUGGGUCUGCUCAGCCUCUUCGGCCUGCUGGCCAUCUACGCCCUCGCCUGGAUCUGCUACAGAUCCCUACGGCGGUACUCCUUCCGGCAACUGCACGAGUCCAGCCCCAUGCGGGAUGUCCCGGACCUGCGCAACGACCUGGCGUUCUUGCUGCACAUGGCUGACCAGUACGAUCCCCUGCUCGCCCAGCGGCUCUCCGUCUUCCUGUCACCUGUCAGCGAGACCCGCCUGCUGGAGGAGAGUUUGGAGAGGCGCUGGGGCGCAGCCAGGCUGCGAUCCAUGAUAUCCGUCGAUGCCCGGGGCCGCCCGGCGUUGCAGCUGGUGGCUCUGCCGCGCCUUCCGCCGGCCGUCUUCUCCCUCGCCCACCUAGAGGUGCUCAAGCUGGAGCUCGUGGCAAAUGUCAAGUUCUCAGCCCAGCUGUCCAGCAUGACGUCGCUCAGAGAGCUACACCUGUACCACUGUGCUGCGACGGUGGACCCGGCAGCCCUGGCAGUCCUGCAGGAACACCUGGAGGCGCUGCAUCUCACCUUCACGCAUGCGGCUGAGAUCCCCGCGUGGGUGUACACGCUGCGUAGCCUGCAGGAGCUGCAUGUGAAUGGCCACUUGGGUGGCGAGAACGGCCAAAACCGAGGAUGGGCCCUGGGCAGCCUGCGACAGCUGCGACAUCUGCGUACACUGGUCCUGUGUGGCGGUCUGCAUCGCAUUCCUGGGGAGCUGGGUGAGGUGGCCAGCACCCUGGUCCGCCUGGAGGUCCACAACGAGGGUGAAAGGCUGCUGGUGCUGACGGGGCUGCGACGCUGUGCGGGCCUGGUAGAGCUGUCCCUGCUGGGCUGCCAGCUCGAGCGCCUGCCCUCCACGCUGAUGGCCUUAAGCAGCCUGCGCGGUCUGGACCUGAGCCACAACUGCUUGCGGACGCUGGAGGAGCUGCUCGGUCUGCAGCACCUGCGCAGUCUGGCACGCUUGCAGCUGGCGCACAAUCGGGUGCUGGUGUUGCCAGCCAGCGUGGGUGCUCUGCGCAGCCUCGAGCUGCUGGAUUUAGCGCACAAUCAGCUGCGAGCCCUGCCGCUCGCACUUUUCACUCUGCGCCGUCUGCGGCGCCUUCUGCUCGCUGGCAACCUGCUGGAGCAGCUGCCCGCGGAGGUAGGGGCGCUGGUGAUGCUGGCUGAGCUUGAUGUGAACGCUAACCGCCUGGAGGAGCUGCCCCCAGAGCUGUUUGCCGGCUGCACGCACCUGAGCAGCCUGUCUGUGGCCAACAACUCCCUGGGCGCCGUACCGCCCGGAAUGAGCUCCCUCUCUCAAUUAUCCAGGUUGGACCUGCGAGGCAACAGCCUCGGCGGUUUGCCAGCAGAGCUGGGGGACUGCGUCGGGCUGCGUGGGGGCGGGUUGCUGGUGGAGGACUGGCUGCUGCACUCCUUGCCCUCCCAUGUCAGGGAGUUCCUGCAGCAGCCCACUGCGGCCCCUUGUCCCCGUCCCCCCUCCUGUGACUCGCAUUCCCUUCGGGAUUCAGACAGUUUCCCCGCUUUCUCAGCCUCCCAGUGGAGUCUGCUUUCGGCACUGGAAUCUCAGAUAUAG
Molecule: messenger RNA, 2643 nt
Organism: Scleropages formosus (Asian bonytongue)
Lineage: Eukaryota; Metazoa; Chordata; Actinopteri; Osteoglossiformes; Osteoglossidae
Product: volume-regulated anion channel subunit LRRC8D
Exons: 5
Coding region: 1-2643 (880 amino acids)
Cellular component (GO): cytoplasm
Molecular function (GO): protein binding
Source: RefSeq, a predicted model, not a curated record